AUGGUUAAGAUUUCUUUGGAAAACGUUCAAAUAUUUGCAGAUGUCGACGCAAAACCACAAUUUGCUCCUUCUACCACUACUGUGGCUGAUAUUUUGACUAAAGAUGCUUUGAAAUUCGUCAUUUUAUUACAUAGAACUUUCAAUGAAACUCGUAAACAAUUAUUACAAAAUCGUAAAUUACAACAGGGUCAAUUAGAUUCAGGAAAGGCGAAAUUAGAUUUCUUAACAGAAACUCAACAAAUUAGAGAUGAUCCUGUUUGGCAGGGCCCUAUUCUAGCUCCAGGUUUAAUCAAUAGAUCCACUGAAAUCACUGGUCCUCCAUUAAGAAAUAUGCUGAUUAAUGCUUUAAACUCCCCGGUUAACACUUACAUGACCGAUUUUGAAGAUUCUUUGGCACCAACUUGGUUAAACAUUGUCUACGGUCAAGUUAAUUUAUACGAUGCAAUUCGUGACCAAAUCAAUUUUACUACACCAAGAAAGGAUUACAAACUAAAUAAUAAAUUUGCUGACUCUCCUACUAUUAUUGUUAGACCAAGAGGCUGGCAUAUGGAAGAAAAACACGUUUACGUCGAUGGUGAACCAAUUAGUGCCUCCAUUUUUGAUUUUGCAUUGUAUUUCUACCAUAACGCUCAUAAUUUGAUCUCCUCAGGAAAAGGACCUUACUUCUAUUUACCAAAGAUGGAACAUCAUCUAGAGGCUAAACUAUGGAAUGAUAUUUUCAAUGUGGCCCAAGAUUUUUUAGCCAUCCCAAGAGGUACCAUUAGAGCCACUGUUCUUAUCGAGACUUUACCUGCCGCUUUCCAAAUGGAGGAGAUUAUUUAUCAAUUAAGACAGCACUCCAGUGGGUUGAAUUGUGGUCGUUGGGAUUACAUCUUCUCCACUAUUAAGAAGUUGAGAAACGAUCCAUCUCAUAUCCUACCAAACAGAGAUCUUGUCACCAUGACCUCUCCAUUUAUGGCCGCCUAUGUUAAGAGACUAAUUAACACUUGUCAUCGUAGAGGUGUCCAUGCAAUGGGAGGUAUGGCUGCACACAUUCCAAUUAAGGAUGAUGAAGUUGCUAACAAUAUCGCUAUGGAUAAAGUCCGUAAGGAUAAGAUCAGAGAACUAACUAACGGCCAUGACGGUUCUUGGGUAGCUCAUCCAGCUUUAGCACCAAUUUGUAAUGAAGUUUUCAGUAACAUGGGUACUCCAAACCAAAUUUAUUUUGUUCCUGAUGUGAAUAUUACAGAAGCAGAUUUGUUAAACACUAACUGUGAAGGCGCUAAGAUCACCACGGACGGUAUUAAAGUAAACUUAGAUAUCGGUUUGCAAUACAUGGAAGCUUGGUUAAGGGGCUCUGGUUGUGUUCCAAUUAACAACCUAAUGGAAGAUGCUGCUACAGCCGAAGUUUCUCGUUGUCAAUUGUACCAAUGGGUCCAUCACAAUAGUGUACUACAGGACACCAAUGAAUCAAUUACUCCUGAUAUCACUGCUAAGAUUCUACAAGAACAAGUCGAUAUUCUAGCCGCUAAGAGUCCUGUAGGUGACAAGAACAAGUUCGCUUUGGCUGCCAAAUAUUUCUUACCAGAAAUUACAGGGGAGAAAUUUAGUGACUUCCUGACAACUUUAUUGUACGACGAAAUUGUCACUAAGAAAGAAAAAUCAAUCGACAUCACUUCUUUGAAAUAA
This is a messenger RNA of Maudiozyma barnettii, 1668 nucleotides long. Its product is annotated as malate synthase. Gene Ontology annotation, molecular function: malate synthase activity. The record is from RefSeq and is a predicted model, not a curated record. Gene Ontology annotation, cellular component: peroxisomal matrix; cytoplasm. Gene Ontology annotation, biological process: glyoxylate cycle. NCBI's taxonomy places the organism in Eukaryota, Fungi, Ascomycota, Saccharomycetes, Saccharomycetales, Saccharomycetaceae. The coding region runs from base 1 to 1668 and encodes 555 amino acids. The transcript has a single exon.